Clarias gariepinus (North African catfish) is the source of this 1769-nucleotide messenger RNA. Its product is annotated as butyrophilin-like protein 3. Lineage: Eukaryota; Metazoa; Chordata; Actinopteri; Siluriformes; Clariidae. The coding region runs from base 1 to 1002 and encodes 333 amino acids. The transcript has 8 exons. Gene Ontology annotation, molecular function: protein binding. The record is from RefSeq and is a predicted model, not a curated record.
AUGAGUGCUGGAGCAGGUCUUUAUCAGGUCUUUAUCAGUUUAAUUUUGUCAGAAACUGGAUCAGUGAUCUCGUCUGGUGUGGAUGGAAAACAGCAGAAUGUAAAUAACGAUGAAGCUACAGAACCACAGAAGAACCCUGAUGUAGAGACAGAAACUUCACAAGCUGCAGAAACUGAAGUGAAGUCACCUUCUGAGGAUAAAAAUCAGGGAGAACAACCUAAAACCACAGAUACAACUACACCAACAGAUACAAAUCAAACGUCUGAUCCAGAGGAGACGCCACGUCUAACUCCAGUGUGUGUGAGAGCAGAGGUCAGUCAGCAGGAAUCAUCUGAACAUCAGAAUCCUGAAACACUGGAAGAUAAAACACACCUUCCAGAGACUGGACCUGCUGACUCCACCUCAGAUAACAGACCCACUCUCACCACGUCAGAGAUCAGUUACAAUUUAGACCAAGUGAAACAAUACAAAGUGAACAUCAGCAUCGACCCAGAGGAAACUCCAGAGUCUCUAAUAUACGAGGGAAAGGAAGUAAGGAGCUCUGCUGCGUUCCCUCACUGGGACAUUAACAAUCCUGAUGAUGAUAAAAUCUUCACUCUGUGUAAAGAGAGGUUUCAGGCUGGUAAACAUUACUGGGAGGUGAAAGUGAGAGAGUCACAGAAAACAGUAAAACUCUCCUGGUUUGUUGGUGUAGCGAGUGAUGAAGCUGAGAAAGAGUACAGCGUCGAGUUUACACCACAGGAUGGGUUCUGGGUUCUCUGUUAUGAAAGAGGAAAAGGAGUUUAUAUCAGAGAUCAAACAGAACUGAUUUCACUCCCAGACGUUAAUAAAGAGCUGACAGCAGUGGGAGUGUUUUUAGACUGUGAUACACACACACUGUCAUUUUAUAAUAUUAAUACACACUCACACAUCUACACUUUCACUAAUGUGGACGUCAGAACAUCACUGCGUCCUCUGAUCAGCCCUGGAGUCAGAGACGCUCAUCCUGUAUGGAUUAUUUAGGAGAAUAAAGACAUCUGUAAUAUGAUGAUGUGUGAGUUUAUAAUGUAUUUAUAUAAAGUGUGUAUACAUACUGUACAUAACACACUCCUAAUUAAAACCAGACAGGAAAAAGGAGAGAUUUGGACUUUAAGUGAGGGACAUGAUGUCCACACCGAGUGUCUCACUAUUACUGCUAAACUGCAGCUGGACUUCUGAUGGCUGGGACUCUUAUAUCGCUUAUUGUGCCGCGUCACCUGGAUUAUCUGCACAUGUUCAUUUACUGUUGUCUCAUUUUAUUGUGACUUUAAACACAGAAAAUAAGACGUGUGGAAAGGAUUUGUUUGUAAAGUUCAUAUAAUGAGGUUUAUAAGUCAUGUGUUUAAUACAUGGAGCAACUGAAUAUUUUAAUAUGAAUGGAGUAAAUCACUGUAACAGAAGAACAUUAUCAUUUAAAAAGUCUCUUUUUAGUGACCACACCCUGUACACCCCCCUACACAUUUAUAUUAGAUACGGGACGUUUGGGUCCACUGGACAAAUAAAAGUGUGAAAAUUGUAGGUCCUGUGUACCUUCACUCUGUUCUCCUCCUUAUGCACACUUAUAUAUCUACUUCAUAUUAAAAAUUUUAUAGCACAUUAGCAAACUACACAUUAAUAAAUCAUAGUAAAAUCACACCUAAUCUACAGGUAGAUUUCCACAAAUAUCUUAAGUACACUAAAACCUAUUUUUUCCUUUUAUAUAUUUAGUAUAUAUUAUAUACAGGACCCAGAUAGCACAGGUACGUCGCGAA